AUGUCACUCUAUUUCUGUAGAUCACCACCACCCAGCUUGUCAUCGUUGAUACUCAUGCCUAAACGAGCUUCAUCUUCCGUUCUAUCUUCCAAGGCGACAAAAAGGUCCAAAACUGGUGACCAAAAGACUAUACAUUCAUUUUUUUCAUCGUCUUCGCGAUCGGCCGUGGCCAAGCAAGAGAACCGCGAGCUCGACCUCAAAACAGUGAUCAUAGAUUUGUGCUUGGAGGAUGAAUGCGAGGGUAAACAAGAGUUCUCUGCAUCAGCCCUCGCCAAAGAGGUGCAAGAGGACGUUCUGUCAGCUGUUCCAAAAUCAACAUACCUUGCUGAAGGUCUUGCGCCACAAGAGACCGAGUCCAACCAGAUCAAAUAUAUAGAUCCAAACGCCAGUCCCUUGCUCUUUACACCUGAUCUUUCGUCUGAUCCUCUAGAGUUCCCCCUUUCACCUUGUCCGUGGGAUGCUAGAUUCCCCGCGCCCUAUGCGUUUCUCUCGUACGCUCUUGUUACUCUGUCAUCUACUCGCUCCCGGAUUUCCAUAACAAACACCUUGGUAAACACACUACGUUUACUCAUUCGGUAUGACGCACGUCAAUCUCUUUUGCCUGCUUUGUACCUGCUCAGCAACUCGGUCGCACCAAGCUACGAGGGUGUGGAGCUAAAGAUUGGGCCGAGCACCCUGAACAAGGCUAUACAGAGCGUGAGCGGAAUCUCUUCAGGGACGUUGAAGACCAUGUCCAACAAGCUAGGCAAGUUUUCAGACAUAGUGGUGCACUUUUCUCUCUCUCUAAUUAGACUUGAAAUAGGGGACCCAGGAGACGUCGCGUUCGAGGCCAAAUCUUCUGUACGCACUCUCCACCCAGCCCCGCCACUCCAGCUCGCAUCAGUUCAUGCCAACCUGCUCAAGAUAAGCGCUCUAAAGGGACAGACUUCGGCGAAACAAAAACAGUCAAUUGUCGAAAAGUUGUUAGUGGCUGCGAGAGGGGAGGAAGUACGGUAUUUGGUGCGGAUGUUGAGUUUGAACUUGAGUCGGGGCGGUCAAGGCGACUAUUCUGACCGCGCUGGGAAGGGCGUUGGCUUUGACGCCUCCGAGCGGAGAGGAACUGAACGUCCUUGGCGAGUCGAGGAUGCGGAGACGCUGGUAAAACAAGUUUACGUUCGGCAUCCUCAUUUUGGGCAUAUUGUCAAUGCAGCGCUCGAUUCAGGACUCGAGCAUCUAUCAGACAACGUUCAGCUCACUGUUGGAAUACCACUGCAUCCUACUCUCGGCUCCCCGACCCGCUCUCUGGAUGAAAUAUAUGAUCGGCUCGGGGAUUUGGCUUUUACAGCCGAGUUCAAAUACGACGGCCAACGAGUACAGGUUCACGCAUCUCGGAACGCCGAAAAAGUAUCCAUUCGCUUGUUCAGUCGUCACCUCGAAGAUAUGACUCAAAAGUAUCCGGAUAUCGUGCAAAUGACGCAAACACUCAUUUCCCAAUCAGAGGGGAAACUUGACUCGUUCAUCCUCGAUGCCGAAGUUGUAGCGGUAGAUCCACACACAGGCACGAUCAGAACGUUCCAAGAACUAUCCAAUCGGCCACGAAAAGGUGUUAGUUUAAAGGACGUCAAAGCUACCGUGUGCGUGUAUGCGUUUGAUUUGAUGUACCUGAACGGAGAGGUACUACUGGACAAGGCAUUUAGAGAGCGUCGAUGGUUGUUGCGAGAGCGAUUUCCUCCGCUCGUUCCUGAAGAUCCGUUUUGUUCUCGUCUUGCGCAUGCGGAGAGCGUGGAGAGCGAAGAUGGUCACGAAGCGGUCGAAGAGUUUUGGGAAAGGGCCGUGGCGAGUCAGUGUGAAGGUCUGAUGAUCAAGUUGUUGGAUAGUGGUGAAGUUUUCGAGACUACAGAGAAAACGGCGGUCCUAGCAAGAGGAGAAAGAAACCGCUUCCCGCGACCUACGAGCCUGUACCCCCGAGUUCCUGGCGGGAUUGUGGAGAAAGCAAGGAGGGAAGGGAGGCGGGCAGACGAAGGAGAUUUGGUUGAUGCGAGCUCGGAGGAAGAACUGGCAGAGGAAGACGAAUUAGAAUAA
Messenger RNA from Rhizoctonia solani, 2061 nucleotides. RefSeq names its product ATP-dependent DNA ligase. Gene Ontology annotation, cellular component: DNA ligase III-XRCC1 complex. NCBI's taxonomy places the organism in Eukaryota, Fungi, Basidiomycota, Agaricomycetes, Cantharellales, Ceratobasidiaceae. Bases 1 to 2061 code for a protein of 686 amino acids. Gene Ontology annotation, biological process: lagging strand elongation; double-strand break repair via alternative nonhomologous end joining; DNA recombination. The record is from RefSeq and is a predicted model, not a curated record. The transcript is spliced from 7 exons. Gene Ontology annotation, molecular function: DNA binding; DNA ligase (ATP) activity; ATP binding.